GUGACGUCACCAACUUCACCGUGGGCGGCUUUGCGCCGAUGAGCCCGCGGCUCAGCAGCCCCAUACACCCCAGCGGCGCCGGCCAACGCGGCGGCUUCGGUGGCGCCGGGAUGAGCCGUGGGCGUGGGCGCCGCGAUAACGACCUCAUCGGGCAGACGGUGCGCAUCUCCCAAGGGCCCUACAAAGGCUACAUUGGCGUCGUGAAGGACGCCACCGAGUCGACGGCGCGCGUGGAGCUCCAUUCCACCUGCCAGACCAUCUCGGUGGACCGGCAGCGGCUCACCACUGUGGGUUCGCGGCGCCCUGGCGGGAUGGCCUCGGCCUACGGGCGCACCCCAAAUGUACGGAUCUCGCAGACCCCCAUGUACGGCUCGGGGUCCCGCACCCCCAUGUAUGGCUCGCAGACCCCCCUGCACGACGGCUCUCGCACUCCCCACUAUGGGUCACAAACGCCGCUGCACGACGGCAGCCGAACACCUGCCCAGAGUGGGGCAUGGGACCCCAACAACCCCAACACCCCCUCCAGGGCGGACGAGGACUUCGAGUAUGGCUUCGAGGAUGAGCCGACACCGUCGCCGCAGGGUUAUGGGGGGACUCCGAACCCCCAAACUCCGGGGUACCCUGAUCCCGCGUCCCCCCAGGUCACACAGCCCUACAACCCCCAGACCCCUGGCACCCCUGCCAUGUACAACACGGAGCAGUUCUCGCCGUACGCGGUGCCGUCACCGCAGGGCUCGUACCAGCCCAGCCCGAGCCCGCAGGGAUACCAUCAGGUGGCCCCAAGCCCCGUGGGCUACCAGAACACCCACUCGCCGGCCAGUUACCACCCCACGCCGUCCCCCAUGGCCUACCAGGCCAGCCCGAGCCCCAGCCCCGUGGGCUAUAGCCCGAUGACGCCGGGAGCGCCGUCCCCUGGGGGGUACAACCCCACACCCCUGGCUCGGGCAUCGAGCAAAGCUCCAGCGAUUGGGUCACCACCGACAUCCAAGUCAAGGUACGCGACACCUACCUGGACAGCCAGGCCGUGGGGCAGACCGGCGUCAUCCGCAGUGUCACCGGCGGGCUCUGCUCUGUGUACCUGACCGAUAGCGAGAAGGUGGUCAGUGUGGCCAGUGAGCACCUCGAGCCCCUCACCCCGGCCAAGAGCAACAAGGUGAAGGUGAUCCUGGGCGAGGACCGCGAGGCCACGGGGAUCCUGCUGAGCAUCGAUGGUGAGGAUGGAAUCGUCCGUAUGGACCUGGAGGAGCAGCUCAAGAUCCUCAACCUGCGCUUCCUGGGGAAGCUGCAAGAGGCCUGAGGGUGCCCUGUGCCCCUCAUCCUGCCCCACUGAUUCCCCCCCGAAGCUUUCUUUGUGCCCCCCAACCUCUAUUUUCUCCCCCCUCUGCCUCUUUCCCCAUGUCGUACCAAGGUUUGCGUGUGGAAUAAAUGCCUGUGGGUGC
Cuculus canorus (common cuckoo) is the source of this 1439-nucleotide messenger RNA. RefSeq names its product transcription elongation factor SPT5-like. The record is from RefSeq and is a predicted model, not a curated record. Gene Ontology annotation, molecular function: mRNA binding; protein binding. Gene Ontology annotation, biological process: regulation of transcription by RNA polymerase II; regulation of DNA-templated transcription elongation; transcription elongation by RNA polymerase II. NCBI's taxonomy places the organism in Eukaryota, Metazoa, Chordata, Aves, Cuculiformes, Cuculidae. The transcript has 10 exons. Bases 39 to 1082 code for a protein of 347 amino acids. Gene Ontology annotation, cellular component: DSIF complex.